Messenger RNA from Xenia sp. Carnegie-2017, 1395 nucleotides. Its product is annotated as small glutamine-rich tetratricopeptide repeat-containing protein beta-like. Gene Ontology annotation, cellular component: TRC complex; membrane. The record is from RefSeq and is a predicted model, not a curated record. The transcript is spliced from 12 exons. Gene Ontology annotation, biological process: post-translational protein targeting to endoplasmic reticulum membrane. Bases 130 to 1200 code for a protein of 356 amino acids. Gene Ontology annotation, molecular function: molecular adaptor activity; protein binding. Lineage: Eukaryota; Metazoa; Cnidaria; Anthozoa; Malacalcyonacea; Xeniidae.
AUAUCUAUUUUGAAACAAAGUGAUAACUUGCAUUAUUUCAACUUUCGUGUUUUUAGACUUUAGUUACUGUUUUAUGUGGAAAAUUUUUGAAAAGGGAAUCGAUUUGAGUUUGGAAAUAUAUUGCAUAAAAUGUCUCAUGAACGUUUGGUUUUUUCAAUCCUUGAAUUUGUUCAUUCCGAAUGCUUAUCUACGUCAAGAUCAGAUGAUGAUCGUGAAACUUUGGAAGUGGUCAAAGAAUGCUUAGAAAGUGUAUACCAUGUGCAUCUUGGUAAUCCAUCUGAUGUAGAAAAGUACCACAUCGAUAAACCUCUUACACAAAUAUUUAAUUCUGCUACAUUGAUGUCACAAACAAAGUCAAUUCCAACAGAUGAUGACAAGGAAAAAGCAGAGCAGCUUAAAACUGAAGGCAACAAUCUAAUGAAAGAUGGAAAAAUCGAGGAGGCUAUUAAAUGUUAUGACAGAGCUAUCAAAUUAGAUAACACAAGCGCUGUAUAUUUGUGCAAUAGAGCUGCUGCAUGUAGUAAGUUAGGUCGACAUGAAGAAGCAAUUCAGAACUGCAAUGAUGCGCUGGAACUGGAUCCAAAAUAUGGUAAAGCUUAUGGAAGAAUGGGCACCGCGUACAUGGCUUUAGAAAAAUACGAAAAAGCCAAGAAAAAUUUCGCUAUGGCUAAAGAACUUGAUCCUGAUAAUGAACUUUAUACUGUUAAUCUGAAAACUUUGCAAGAUAAAACGAAAGAGACAAACGAUGCACAACCUGGCAGUUUUAUGAAUUCCCUAUUUUCUAAUCCUGGAAUUAUGAAUAUGGCGUCACAGUUCAUGGCAAAUCCUCAAAUGCAGCAAAUGAUGACGAAUAUGAUGUCAGGCUUUGGUGGAAUGACAGGAGCAGAUUCAUCUUCCAGCGGUCAGCAGCCUAGCAAUUUUUCUACGGCGACAACUGCUGGUUCCGAGUCCCAACAAAGUAACCCUGCAACAGUUCCAAACAACUCAAGUAACGCUGAAACAAAUACAAACAGCUCGAAUGACGCUACAUCUGGUGGUUUUUCCAAUAUAUUUCAAUUUGCAACGCAGAUGGCUCAACAGUUAGAACAAAGUAAUCCAGGCUUAGUCAAUAAUCUUCGACAGACAAUGCAAAAUAUUGGAGGGGGAAACACUAGUGGAAAUGAAAACACCGACAAUACUAGAGAAGAAGGAAAAGAAUGAGUCAAGAUGAGCAAAACUAAGCAUUGCAACCAGCUAUCGAAAUCAGCAAUUGCUGUAAAUAAGCUCAAUCAAAAUGAUUGUAUUAACAAUCAUGGCAACUUUGAAACAGUCGUUUUUUCUUCAUUUUAUAAACAUAAAUCGAAUUUCGCUUAUUAUCGAAAGUAAAAUUAAAGCAUCAGAAGUGUCUACUGUAAA